This is a messenger RNA of Amoebophrya sp. A120, 2533 nucleotides long. NCBI's taxonomy places the organism in Eukaryota, Dinophyceae, Syndiniales, Amoebophryaceae. The record is from the annotation of a GenBank genome assembly.
AAGCAAGCAGUGGUCAUUGAAUGAUUUGUCGCCUCUACUAUUCCCGUUUAUUCCGCAUUGUUUCCCGGUUGUGCAUCUGAGUCACCAUUUGAACUUCUUCGUCUCCCAGCCCGAUAUCAGUUGCUCGUCAGGUGCCAUUUUCAACUUGCACCAGCUUUAUUUCUACCUUAGGUUUACAGUUUUUUCCGUAAUUGUUUUCAACGAAAAAGAAAAAAUGGUUGCCCUUGCUGCACCAGCGAUGCGGCCGCCUCGCCCUUGUGGACCGCCGCGGCAGGGAACAUCUUCAGGCAGUGCGAUUUCAAAAAUUUCUUCCGCGACCCAAAAGUUGAAAUGCGCCUCUUCAACAUUUCCCCUCGCAGCAACCCAACUCCAGCUAGUACUCAACAUCGCCCCGAUACUAGUUGCACUACUUGUACGACCAGCCUUAGCCCACGCCGACGUGACUCAGCACCAGCACGCGGAGCAAGGCCACCAGGACACGAUCCACGUGGAAGGCGAAGACAGUCAAGGCUUCACCGCGGCGGUGGACAUGACCUAUUUUUUCGUCAUCAUCGCCGUGGUAUGCAUUGCAAAUAUGUCUGGGUCUGGAAGAGUCGGAACUUGUGAUGCGCAUUUCACAACACAUAAAGAUCUCUCAUGCACAGGCAGCAAAAAUUUCCCACCUUUUGUCACCAAAAUGGGGCAUUUGUCAUGCGGAUUCGGCAUUGCGGAAGCUUCUCGAGACCUGUGAUGCUAGAAUUCCCAUACCAGACCUUCGGUGCCAUGCAAAAGCAGCAUGACUCCUCCAGACCCAGACAUGUUUGCAUUUGAUACGUCGUCAGCGUCGCAUUCGUGGGGAUUUGCAUUUGGAAAUGGAGGGACGACAAAAUCAUCCAAGAGCGGUGGGGCACGGGCACGGGUGGAACUAGUACCCGGGUGGUUGACAGUAGAACCACGGGCCCACCGGGAGCUACUUUGGAGCAGAUUCAGAUCAUAGGUGGCGGGCGGGAUGCGGAUGUAGAACGACGAACUGCGACCGUGUCUGCACCUACUACCCCGGGUGCAGUAGGUUCUACAUUUUCUUUGCGUAGUGUUGCGUUCUCGCCGACCUCGCCGAUCACAACCCCCGCCGGGUCGACGAUAAAGCCGUCCACAAUGGAGAUAUCCCGAGGAAAUUAAAUACGUAUUGCUUACGACGACCCCAUAGGCAAUCGAUCACGUUGGGAACUUACGUACCCAACACAGACCAAGACGCUUUCUUGGUGGAAGUCACGCAUAUGCAAGUUUCUAGCUAAUCGGCAGCACCCUAGUGCGACGCGUUGGCCUUAUUUUUUGUGCGGUCAACAUGGGCAUCGUCACAAGGCCAACAUCUGCGUGCUUAUCCUGCUUGCAGCUGCUGCUGCAUUCUUUAUACAAAGGAUACAAAUCAUGCCACAACAGCACAACUAGAAUUGCGUAUCAUUGUUCCAAAUUUUCUGCUUCAGAUGCGAAUCAUAAGCAUGAGAAUUCAUUGGGGUAGAAGUUCGUUGUGAGUACUACGUCAACUAGAUUUUUCCCCAGGAUAGAUAAAAACAACCGACGCAUCGAUGAUGUCCAGCCGGUCCGCCAUCCUACGCGAUGUGUAUCAGACUCAACAUUCUCAUCUUUCCCAUCACAACCAGCGCGAGGGCAGUGCGGGUGAUGGGGUGAUGUUAUCGUCCCAAACUACCUCGGGACGAAGGACGAGUCAAAGCGGCGGGCGUCGUGGCCAACAACACGGGAGUAGUAGUCCUCGCUAUUGCACGGGACACACUAGUUCUGGACGCCGAACCAGUCAAUCAAAUUCCUCGGGACUAAUGUCACCACGGAGGAAUCAUGGAUCUUCUGCAAACUACCAGCCUCGGCGAGACGAAAAGUCCCACGAGAGGUCGAGCGACUUGAGCGGCCGCACAACCGAGCAGUCCUCGCACGGGGGUGUAACCGAACAUCGGCGGCGCGGGUCGACUUCCCUGGGCGUUCACGAAGAACAGGGUGGCGAGGAGGACGUCGCAGCCGUCGUUCCUCUCGAGGGCGGCAGUACCGAAGAUCUCAGCGCCUUACCAGCCAGGGCUUCCUUGGUGGCCUUGAGAAUUGAGCCGAAGGUGUGAAGAAGAACAAAAUGAGGAAGAUAUUAUCCAGGAGUUUUUUUGGUGGCGCUCGGUCGUGGAAGAGCACUUCUAUUGAUCGCAAGUUUAGAUGCAUUCAUUAGUUGCAAUUUCGGUAGAAGAUGAACAAGAUUGCCGCUUCUCUUUCUAGUUUUGUUUUCUUCGAACUACACGACUGGUGGAUGAGGCUAAAAACUCCGAGGCAAGUUAGGUACUUGAUUACACAACACCCUUUUGCGAAGCUUCUUGCGAGAAAGAGAAGCAGUUGCUGAUGCGUUUGAGUUAACACAUGUAUUCACUGAGAUUUCUCGUUCUACGUGACAUGAUGUUGUGACGCAACGCACGAAGCCGAAGUCCACAUGUAUUGCUGAGUGUGAUAUUGAAGUUGAAGUAUUUGCGUUUUUUGAAAGAUGAAGCAGCAGAAGUAUCAU